AUGCAAAGACAUUUCAACAAUUAUAGCUUGACUGUCUACGAGAAGAAUCCUGCUGUUGCAGGAACAUGGUGGGAGAAUCGAUACCCAGGAUGUGCUUGCGAUGUCCCUUCACACAACUACACCUGGAGCUUUGAGCCUAAGCUUGAUUGGUCCUCCGUAUAUCCACCAGCAAAGGAAAUUUUCGACUAUUUCGAGGGUUUCGCGCAAAAAUACAAUCUUCAUCAAUACGUCAAACUCCAGCAUCAAGUAAUUGGUGCCUACUGGGAUAGCCAACGGGGUGGCUACGAUGUCAAGAUCAAGGAUGUUGCCAAUGGUACGGUGAUUACUGACCACUGCGACAUUCUCAUCAAUGCUGGCGGUGUCCUCAACAACUGGAAGUGGCCUGCUAUCCCGGGACUCGACAAAUAUAAGGGCACAUUGUUGCAUACUGCGAACUGGGAUGACUCUGUCAGCUUGGAGGGUAAGCAUGUAGGCCUCAUAGGCAAUGGAUCAUCGGGAAUCCAAGUUCUGCCUGCUAUUAGGGGGAAGUGCAAGAAGAUCACCACAUUUAUCCGCGAGCCGACCUGGGUGUCUCCUGUCCAGGGUCUUGAACAACAUGUGUAUACACCGUCAGAGCGCUCCGACUUCGUCAAUAAGCCAGGUACUUUGCUCGACUACCGCAAGCAGAUUGAGUCGGGAUUGAACGGGCAGUUUGGCAUUUUCCUCAAGCGCAACAAGGUCAACGAAGACACCCACACCUACAUGCUACAGCAGAUGAAAGAGAAGCUAAAUAAUCAGUUCCUGGAGGAGAAGCUCAUCCCUGACUGGAGUGUGGGCUGUCGUCGUCUUACGCCAGGAGUGAACUAUCUCGAGUCAUUGACUAAGCCUGACGUCGAGGUCGUGUAUGGAGAGAUCAACGAGGUCACCGAAAGGGGCUGCCUGUGUGACGACGGACGUGAAUAUCCCGUUGAUGUGCUGAUCUGCGCUACUGGCUUCGAUACUUCAUUCCGUCCACGCUUCCCCGUCGUCAACCCGGCUGGAGACAACCUGCAGGACAAGUGGGCCGUGGACCCUCAAAGCUAUCUUGGAGUGGCUGCUGCCAACUUUCCUAAUUAUCUGAUUUUCCUUGGUCCGAACUGCCCCAUUGGCAACGGUCCUGUGCUGUCAGCCAUCGAAGCCCAAGCCGACUGGAUGUGCAAGUGGAUCGACCGCUUCCAGGUCAACAACAUUGCCACCUUUGCGCCGACCGAAGAAGCAGUGCGUGACUUCAUCGAAUACAAGGACUGGUUCAUGCAACGCACAGUCUGGGCAGACCAGUGCCGUAGCUGGUAUAAGCCUCGCGCAGACGGGCCGGUUAUUGCUCUAUGGCCUGGUAGUGCUCUGCAUUACAUAGAGGCUGUCAAAGACGUCCGUUUCGAUGACUUUGACGUGAAGUAUGUCGGUAAUCGCUUUGCCUGGCUAGGAAAUGGCUAUUCACAAACCGAACUCGAUGACACAGCGGACUGGGGUUACUACAUCCGUGACCAUGAUGACGACGCGCCGCUUACCACAGGUGGUCGGAGAAAGGUAUUGACUAAGAGUGGCACAAUCACCAACCGAGGCUUGGUUACUUGGAGCGGUGCUGGUAAGGAUGAGAAGGAGAAGGACAUUCAAGCUAGAAUCUAG
Molecule: messenger RNA, 1644 nt
Organism: Phaeoacremonium minimum UCRPA7
Lineage: Eukaryota; Fungi; Ascomycota; Sordariomycetes; Togniniales; Togniniaceae
Product: putative phenylacetone monooxygenase protein
Exons: 3
Coding region: 1-1644 (547 amino acids)
Molecular function (GO): flavin adenine dinucleotide binding; NADP binding; N,N-dimethylaniline monooxygenase activity
Source: RefSeq, a predicted model, not a curated record